Molecule: messenger RNA, 2241 nt
Organism: Penicillium griseofulvum
Lineage: Eukaryota; Fungi; Ascomycota; Eurotiomycetes; Eurotiales; Aspergillaceae
Product: lipid-binding SYLF domain-containing protein
Exons: 1
Coding region: 1-2241 (746 amino acids)
Molecular function (GO): phosphatidylinositol binding
Source: RefSeq, a predicted model, not a curated record
AUGCCUCCAAAUCGGUGGGAGAAGACUAAAAGUAUCUCAAAAAAGGGCUUCGAUAAAGCAUGGGACACCGUCGACAAGCUCGGCGGCCCAGUCAACCGCUUAUCGCACAAGUUGGGCGCCGAAGCCUUCUGGCCUAUGACGAUCGACAAAGAAGCCGACAAAGCCGCACGAAUCCUGCGCAGCUUUUGCAGAGACGGCUUCUACGCUCCCGAUACCUCAUCCGGUACCGAUGAGAAUGGCAAGAUCAAUCGUCCCAAGGGCAAGCAGCGCGUUAUCCAGAAGAUCCCAACAGAAGUCCUCAAAAAUGCGAAGGGAAUCGCCAUCUUCACCACCAUGCGCACAGGUCUGUGGAUGAGUGGCUCGGGUGGCAGCGGCGUGCUGAUCGGUCGCCUCCCCGACACUGGCGAAUGGAGUCCGCCAUCGGGUAUAAUGUUACACACAGCCGGCAUAGGCUUCCUCGCUGGAGUUGACAUUUAUGACUGCGUGGUAAUUAUCAACACAUAUGAAGCGCUGGACGCAUUCAAGAAAUUCCGCUGCACGCUCGGCGGCGAGAUUAGCGCAGCUGCAGGACCUGUAGGUGUCGGUGGUGUUCUCGAAUCCGAGGUUCACAAACGUCGGGCACCGAUUUGGACAUAUAUGAAGAGCAAAGGGCUGUACGCAGGUGUCGCGGUAGACGGCACGAUCAUCAUCGAGCGAACCGACGAGAACGAGCGCUUUUACGGCGAGCGCAUAUCCGUCGACCAGAUUCUCUCCGGCAAAGUUCGACAUCCACCGCGCGAGCUCGACACCCUCAUGCAGACUUUGAAGGCCGCGCAGGGCGAUUCUGACAUUGAUGAGAGUCUCAUCCCGCCGGCGGGCGAAACACCUGGCGAUAUGGAACUGACGGAAGAUGGAAAACAUGCUUUCGGCGUACCGGCUCCGGAUGACCCCGAUCCGUAUGGAGUGAAGGCACUAGAAGCGGAGGGCCUUUUCAUCCGCGAGGCUGGCACAAAAACAAGACCGAGCCAUGAGACCUUUGAAUUUCGCCCCAACCUGGAUAGUCCGGUUUAUUCCACGUUCUCGCGGCGCAGCAUGGAUAGCUCGGCCCGUAAUAGCUGGCGUGCCAGUGUGCAGAGCUCCAAGAGCUAUUCUAGUGUCGACCGUGGCACGCAGACUGAUGACACCCCAGUAACUGAGCCCACGCCAGUGAGCCGUACGUCUUCCCCCAGCGAGAAGGAAUCGCCCACCGACCGUCCAUCGAGAAGUGUUUGGGACGAAACCGAAGACUCCGCUCAGUGGGAUACCAUUGCUAUCCACGGCAAUGAAGAGCACGUGAAGGUACGGCAAUUGGACGGCCAGGAGGCGGAGGAUACAAGAGCGAAAGCAAACGCCUGCGAAGAUAUGCAGGAUGAUCCAGAGCUAGAUGAUGAUGACGAUGAGCACUUUGAGGUUCACGAGGUUAGCAAUGCGAAGGUAACACCAAUGGAGAAUGGCCAGGCCCCACCGAAGGUGGAGGACCAGACGACAAACGGCGAAACUAAGCCUGCGUCGCCGAGCUUCACCCGGGCUCGUCUGGUCACCAUCCCGGCGCGUACCCCACCUACUUUGCCUCCGCGGCACCCACGCCACGUCUGGGGCUCUGGCUCAAGCCGUGCUUCAACAUCGCCUACGGCCCUCUCGCGUUCAAGCCGCAAUACCUCACGCACUGACGUCACUGAGUUGGCCGAGAAUCUCGAACAUGCGGACGAAACUCCACACGCGCCUCCUUCCCCACGGAAGGCUAAGUCAUCCCCUGCUAUUCCUGCCACGAGUGAUGAUGAAGAGUUUGUUGACACGAAAUCGGAGCCUCUGGCCGAGAGGGACGAGUUCCACUCUGUCAACGGCGAGUCUGAAAUCGAGGAUAACAUUAUUACUCUCGAAGACCACACUUCCACCGAGGGUGCUGAGGAGGAGAGCAAGAAAGAUAAAGACGAGAAGGAGCACCAGAAGGAAGAUAAGGAAGAUAAGGGACUCGAACCCGAGCAUUCUCCUCAACUUGAGAAGUCUCCCGAUGUCCCUAAGCUCGCACCCAAUAUCGAUGAUACCCCGGAGGUCGAAGAGACCCUCGACAAGAUUGAAGCAAAGCUUCAGGCUGAGAUUGACAAACCCGAAGGGCAGAAAUCCGAAAAGCCAUAUUCAAAAAUCAUUGACCGCGAAGAACACGAAGAGUCCCCUGGUGGGAGUAAACUCGAUACCACCUUGCCCCAUGCUAGGGCUGAGUGA